UGAACAAUGAGGGCUGUUGGUUUGCUGCUGCUGCUGCUGGUUCUGUGUGGGUCAGGAGCUCAGGGGGAGCUUCAGGAGACGGAGACCACAAAGACAACCACAUCUGAUAUCUGGGCGGAGAUGAGGGCUCUGAGAGACAUGACGGAGCAGCUCCACGUGUACGUGGAGCUGCUGCAGAGAGAGAACUCAGACCUGCAGACCAGACUGAGCAGCAGUGAGAGUGAACUUCUCACCAGCAAGUCCAAGAUCGAGACGCUGAUGUCUUUGGAAACUCGACUGACUGCCACCGAGAGCAAAACAAGUCGCCUAGAAACAAAAAAUACAGAGACGAAGAUCGCCUUUUACACAGGUCUGACUGAUGACGGAUAUGUUGGACCGUUCAGCUCAGACACCACAUUGACAUACAGCAAAGUCUUCACCAACAUCGGCAAUGCUUACAAUCCAUCUACAGGUUCCUUCACAGCUCCAGUCAGAGGGGCCUACUACUUCCAGUUCACUAUGUGUAAUGUGCUGACAGGUCACAUGGGUGUAAAGGUGUACAAGAACAACCAGAGGAUCAUGUUGAAUCUAGAGAUUAAGGAAGAGACAAGUUAUGAAUACAUGACUAACUCUGUUAUCUUGGAGCUGAUGGCAGGAGAUGAAAUCCGCCUCGUUCUCCCAUCAGGCUUUUCUCUCUUUGACGAUUCACUGAACCAGAACACCUUCAGUGGCUCCCUCCUCUUCACACUGUGAGGAUCCUUCAGCUGCUGUGUGACUCUUUAUUGGCUACCCUGUGC
Centropristis striata (black sea bass) is the source of this 776-nucleotide messenger RNA. Its product is annotated as complement C1q-like protein 2. Gene Ontology annotation, molecular function: protein binding. The transcript has 4 exons. The record is from RefSeq and is a predicted model, not a curated record. The coding region runs from base 7 to 732 and encodes 241 amino acids. NCBI's taxonomy places the organism in Eukaryota, Metazoa, Chordata, Actinopteri, Perciformes, Serranidae.